AUGGCUGCACCUCCAAUAGGCAGCAGCACUGAGCUCCUCCAAGAGGCACAGUCAUUCGUUUCACAUAUGGGCAUCCAUCAGGAGCUUUGCAGGGAACUAGUGUCCUAUGCGAUGAAGAGAGACGCACAGUUUUGUAGACUGCCAGAAUGGAUUGAGACCAUGCGCGACCUGCGAAACUCGACCUAUGAAUGGUCAGAACUCAGCGAUAUCGGAAGCUUUCUCAAAUGUGACAUGAUCUCGGGAAAGAUUGCAUCGAUACGUGCCGUCGUCUCAAAUUUUUAUGGGACCCCUUUCGACUCCAGAAAGUCGAUGAGCAAGACACUUUCCGACGCAAAUGCGCUGAUUCCUACCUUGCUCUCCAUCUACCGUGGCCCAGACGCGCUUCAAGUGUUUGAUUCUCUACCGAGCGCACAUCGCGACACUGCAGUCUCGUUACUCAAGCGUAUUCUCAGUGCAAUCUCUUCCGAAGCCUCUCCCUUUCGCGACAUGGUGGCCUCUACAAUUCUCCAACUCCAACGCAAAGAGGUGGAUGCGGCGCUGGAUGUCCCAGAUUUGACUCCCCAGAUCACCAUUGUCGACUCGACACCGCUACAGACGGACAAGUUUAGCAUGGUAAUCGUUGGGCGACGUCUAAACCACGGUGCCGUGAUGCUCAAAGUGCUCAAGUCGAUCAAAGUCACCGACAGCAAAACCCAUCGAGCCCUUCAACGAGAUUUCAAGCUGCGCCUUUCCCUCGCCCAUCCUCAUCUCCUCCCUUUUCUGGGAAUCUGCUCGACUGAAUUCGGACUCGCAAUGGUUUCCCCAUAUACAACGCAUGGGAAUGCAUCGCAGUAUCUCUCCUCGCGACCAGAUGCAAACGCGAUUGCCAUCCUCGCGGGCGCUGCUCAAGGCCUUAAUUACUUGCAUUCCUAUUGGCCAGCGCUUACCCACGGCGACGUUCGGGGGAUCAAUAUUCUCGUUUCUGCUAAAGGGGACUCGCUUCUUGCCGAUCAUGGGCUGUACAGACUGUUGAGCACGGCAAAGGGCGACUAUCACGCUGUUCGAUGGGCCGCUCCCGAGAUAUUCUGCACCGAGGAGGAGCUUCAGAAUAAUAUCUCGUCUCCACAAGAGGAAAUGACGCACUGGUGGAGGGAUUCUACCACGGAUCCGUCUAUCCCUGACGGGUUGCUCGAGGUAGUCACCCCGAUGAGCGACAUAUGGAGCUUUGGGAUGACCAUGUACGAGCUUCUCACAGGGCGACUUCCGUAUCAUCAGCAUGCACGGGACGAGACGGUAGUCCUCGCACUUCGACGGAAUGAACGGCCCAUCCCGCCAACUUCGAGCAAGGAUGUUCGAACAGAGUGGCAACCAGAGCUCUGGAGCCUCAUGCAAGAAUGCUGGCGCACCGAUCGUCGCAAGAGACCACAGAUGGAGCACGUCAAGAAGCAGCUAGAGAUUAUACUCUCAAAGAGUUUCGUCACUCUCGGUUGUCUCCAACGCACACGAGGUGCUACCGUCUCGCACGGUCCAAAACCGAUACCCUCCUCCCAAUCGACAAGCAAUCAAAAGGGGCUGUCCCAUCAGUCGUCUGCGCCGAAUAUUCGGGCACUCAGCCAUCAGACCUCUGCGCCAAACAUACGUGCAUUGUCACCUGCCGCACCUAGUAUUGCGUCGGUACCGAGCAUCGCUUCGGCUCAGGCACGUCUACAAAGCACAAGAAGCCCUAUUCGGAGUCCAACGCAAUUGACGAGAAUCAAUACACUAUCCAGCCCGAUAUCGUCCCUGCAAUCCCCCACGGAAUCUGCUGCGGGACCUAUACCGUCCACGCUCAAAGUCAGCUCUCCAAAGGGCCUUCGUAGAAGGGUGUCUGCCAUUUUCUCUGGUGUACGUCACUCGACGAGCUUGAGGGAAAGAAGACCGUCGGAGAUCCGAACGCCCGUGGAACCCUUUAUGCCGUCGGUGAUCGAGGUCAAGACGCCGCCGUCAGUUCCACCUUUACCGACUGAAGAGAUACCCAAAUCUCCAAUUGCGCGCCCAUCAUUGCCUACUUCGCCGGAACCGGAUAUCUUUGUCCCAGAAAUUGAACACAUGUCGCUGACGGAACGGCGGGCGUACGAGCAUAGACACGGCUUGCAGCGUGGUACGCUUCAGACGGGUAGUGGAUCCACUACGCCUUCUGGAUAUCGUUCACCUGCUGCUGGCUCCGUGACGAGUCUUGGCCUCCACAGGGCUCGGUCGCCUACUUCCCCCAUCUCGGCUCAAUCUCUACGAACAUCAAGUUCGCUGAAUCAGCUCAGACUUUCACCUACCGAUGCGCGACAGGCUACUGCCAGUCCUACACUCUCGGCGGGUCACACUAUUCAGCCCAUCAGUCGCCAUACACAACGUCCAACGCCUCGCAUUCGAACAUCUGGUCCAUAUUCCGUCGGGAGCCAAACCUCUCCGUCCACCUUUUCCCCCUCUAGCGCGCAAACGUCUAAUACCGACCAUGCGUUUAACAUCAUCGUGGAAGACGUCGACGAGACGUUUACGCAAGAUGGUAUCAACGGAAGAAAGUCGAUGACGGAUCAAGGAGAUUUUCCGAGUAACAUGUCCUCGGAGAGUAGCUCUCAUUCGGCGAGUGAUCUCAUGCAUGAGGCAUUUCAUCAAAUUAGCAUCAGUCCCGCAGCGGAUGGGAAGUUUGAGCUACCAGAGGACGUUUCGUCGCCUAAAUCCGACCCCUCUGCGUCAUUGGUGUCUCUCACCGCAAUGUCGCGCACAAGGCAACUAUCCCCAGCGGAUUACGCGCAUGGGAGCAAAAUGAUUAUUGGAUUCUAUCGCUCAGAAGAAUCUUUCCUCGCUGCCUCGCUCGAGCUGGAGCUAGAGUCGAGUUUAUGUGGGCGAGGGGAGCAGUUGACAAAGGCCACCGAAGCGACGAUUCGCACACUUUUGGAGCUCAAGGAGGCGCAUCGUGCGCUGAUGAGGAUGUUUGGUCCCUAUACCACCGUUGAGGAUCUCAAUGGAUUUCGCCAGAUAUUCGACAUGUUCGAGAAGCGGAUAGGGUCGUUUUAUGUCUCUUACCAAGAGUAUGUCCGCACGCUUGGAGCACUCGAGGAAGCAGUGGCGGAUUCGCAGUAUUCUGGGUCAUCGUUCUUCAUGGCACCAUCGAUGCGCGAAACAAUCUCUACGCUUCUAAAGCAUCCAUUUCGACAGCUGGACGAAUCAUUUCAACUUCUCAAGGGGUUGCACUCGUUUCUCAAACCUCUCCUACCUAGUGGUGAAACCCACUCGUGGGCGCAGACGGCAACCAACUGGGAAGUUCUUGCAGUCCGGACGCGGUUGUGGACAUGGCAGACGACGCCAUGCUCGAAUCCGCUCGUGUCCUUUAAAGCCCAAGAGUUGCUCAUGGAUAGCGUCCACGACGACAAGGACGGUGAAGCUAGGCAUCUUGCGCGUCUGGGGAUCAUUGAUACCGAAACAUGUCUCGUUCGGUUGAUGGUCCAGGGGCAAAAGGUGCUUCGACGGCAUUCCUGGGAUGAUGAAUCCACAUCGAACGCCCUCAUGGAAACGGUGGCCAAAAUAGCAAAACUUCACCAAAGCCUGCUAGACGAGUUGCAUACACACCAACGCGAGAAUCACCCACGACUUCCGCCAGUUACGUCGUAUUAUCUUCGCGCGAUGCCGCAAUGGGGAGACACCUACACUGUUUACAGCCGCCUUGUCGACUUUGCACUCCAGAACCUCGACCUCACAAAGGCAAUUCGCGAGCUGUUAGUCGGACCGCUUGUGCACAUCAAGGAAAUUACAAAACUCUUCAAACACUUGUUCGACUUGACUCCAGACCAUCACUUUGACAUCGAGCUCAUCACUCGUUUGUUGCCGCUUCUCGAUGACCUAGUGGUAAUCGCAACCAAAGUCGUGCCCGACGAGGAACCAUUGGACAAGGAAAUAGUGGCUUUGAAAAAACUGCUGCUAUGGAAGGAUAAAGCCCAAGAGCUUCAAGCUGGGCUGGAUAGUUCGGGUUGCACCAUCAUGUAUAGUGGCAACUUACACUACCCGGUUGAUCCGAACGGUACCAGGAAGAGUAUUGAUGACAGGAGCACAACAGUGGAGGUUUUCGUUGCCUUGACCAACCGAUGUCUCAUUGUGGCUGAAGCGCGCUCGCGGAUGGGUAUCAAACGAUAUCCUGUUCGCGUAGCCAUCGCUCUGCAUGACUUGGUUGUGCCGGACAUUGAGAUGGCUCGAGUUUCCCAGCAACAGAUAUUCCUUCUGGACUCUGUCGACGGCAAGAAGAUUGCGGCACCUUUACAACUGUUAUAUCGUGAGGACGGUCCGAGGAACCUGGAACCGAGGACACGAGGGACAAGUAACGUGAGCCUACUUGGGGUUCGGCAGGAUGAUGGACAGCGGCUCUUGUUUCCCAAGGACCUCGUCUUGCUCGCUGCGACAACUGGCGAGCGAACGUUGUGGAGAGAGCAAAUUCAAAAGGCCAAGUCGGGCGAACCAGUGUCUCAAGCGAGUGCACCAGUCUCAAAGAGCAUGUUCCGCCUUACCUCACUCGGCCAUCUUCCUUUCAUCCCAUCGUCAACGGCGCAACUGCAUAACCGCGUGAAUUCGGUGCUAAUCUGUGCCGAGGGUGAGAUGGGCGGCGCAUAUCUGAAGGACGAGGAUGGUCCCUUAACGCCGGUGAUGCUUUCGUCACAAGUGAGACAGUGUUGCCUUCUCGCCAGUCUCCAUACUGCUUUGUUCCUCGUUGGCAAGGUCCUUUGGGCGAUUCGAAUUGAAGAUAUCGGCGCGGAGGAGACAAGCCCGCCAGUGAUUGUCAAGUCAAACGUUUCUCUCUUCCGUGUGGGAUACUAUCGGGGACAGUUACUGCUCGUAACGGCUGUCGAGAACGGAAAGUCGACGACGCUCAAGAUUUACGCUGGCAUCAUACGUAGCCGAUCCGGUUUGGUGUCUCCAACUUUCUUUAGCAAAUCGCACAAGCUCUUCAAGUCGAUAUGCGAGCAAGAUAUCCACGGGGAGGUCUAUGAUAUAAACGUUCUAGAGGAUGGCAUUUUCACCAUGGGCGUCACUGGGUUCCAGCUUAUCACUCUUGAAACGAGCUCGACAUGUCGCGUAAGCGCUCUCCCUGCCAUCAAAGUUGGUGCAUCGAGCGAGGCCGCUCAACGCUGCAGAACAUCCAAGCCUCUUGGAGUGACCAAGUCUGGAAGCGACUUGCUUCUUUGUUAUGACGACUUUGGUGUUUACGUCAAUACUAGCGGGGAAAUCCUUGGGCGACCUAUUGACUGGACCUUAGCAAAGGUCUCCAACGUCGCAUUUGCCGCACCAUACCUCUUCCUCUUCGCUGAGAACCACAUCGAAGUUCGACUCAUCGAGAGUGGGCGCAAGCUCGAGACCAUCGACGGCACCGGUUUUCGUCUCGUCCGCGGCGUAGACGAAACGCGCAGCAUCUCCCUUUAUCAUACUUCCCUCGACCCUGACGGGACUAGUAACCUCACAACGGAGUCUGUUGACCAAGACUCUGCCCUACUUCACCUCACAAUGCAGGCUGCAGGCUCGGACCAGGAGUGCGACCUCAUGGAGCUUCAAAUGGAGGUUUUGGAUCUCUCUGCUUAG
Molecule: messenger RNA, 5577 nt
Organism: Serendipita indica DSM 11827
Lineage: Eukaryota; Fungi; Basidiomycota; Agaricomycetes; Sebacinales; Serendipitaceae
Source: the annotation of a GenBank genome assembly